AUGUCAAUAGAUGAACCUACUAAGUGCAUUGAUGUCACUCCUUUUGAGCUGAUGAACUUAAAAGAAGAAACUAGAAUGAAAUCCAAGGAAGAUCUCGCUAUGAAGAAAGCGAUUGAACAAGAGUUAACUCACUACUAUGAUACCACCAGGAGACAAUUAAGAGACGAUGCUAAGAGGCAAAUCGAACAGAUUCAGGAUGAGAACAAGAAAUACUAUAACCUACGACGUAGAGAUCCUCAUAAGUACCAUCUUGAUGACCUCGUAGCUGUAACGUUUUAG
Trachymyrmex septentrionalis is the source of this 279-nucleotide messenger RNA. RefSeq lists its product as uncharacterized. Bases 1 to 279 code for a protein of 92 amino acids. The transcript is spliced from 2 exons. The record is from RefSeq and is a predicted model, not a curated record. NCBI's taxonomy places the organism in Eukaryota, Metazoa, Arthropoda, Insecta, Hymenoptera, Formicidae.